Lagenorhynchus albirostris (white-beaked dolphin) is the source of this 1884-nucleotide messenger RNA. RefSeq names its product kininogen 1 (gene KNG1). The record is from RefSeq and is a predicted model, not a curated record. The coding region runs from base 1 to 1884 and encodes 627 amino acids. The transcript has 10 exons. Gene Ontology annotation, cellular component: extracellular region; blood microparticle. Gene Ontology annotation, biological process: negative regulation of blood coagulation; positive regulation of cytosolic calcium ion concentration; negative regulation of endopeptidase activity. Gene Ontology annotation, molecular function: cysteine-type endopeptidase inhibitor activity. Lineage: Eukaryota; Metazoa; Chordata; Mammalia; Artiodactyla; Delphinidae.
AUGAAAUUAAUCACCAUCCUUUUUCUUUGCUCCAGGCUGCUACCAAGUUUAACCCAGGAUUCCUCGCAAGAAAUCGACUGCAACGACCCGGAUGUAUUUCAAGCUGUGGACACUGCUCUGAAGAAAUAUAACAGUGGAAACAAAAGUGGCAACCAAUUUGUAUUGUACCGCGUAACUGAGGUCAUCAGGACGGAUGAUCCUGACACGUUUUAUUCCUUCAAGUACCAAAUCAAGGAGGGCAACUGUCCUGUUCAAAGUGACAAAACCUGGCAGGAUUGUGACUACAAUGACUCUGCACAAGCUGCUACAGGGGAAUGCACAGCGACGGUGGCAAAGAGGGGGAAUAUGAAGUUCUCCGUGGCUACCCAGACCUGCCAGAUUACUCCAGCCGAGGGCCCCCUGGUGACAGCCCAGUACGACUGCCUUGGCUGCCUGCACCCCAUAUCAACCGAAAGCCCCGACUUGGAACCUGUACUGAGACAUGCCAUUCAACACUUUAACAACAACACUGAUCACUCCCACCUCUUUGAUCUUAAAGAAGUAAAAAAGGCCCAAAGACAGGUGGUGGCUGGAUGGAACUAUGAAAUUACUUACUCAAUUGUGCAGACUAAUUGUUCCAAGGAGAAUUUUCUAUUCUUAACUCCAGACUGCAAGUCCCUUUCAAAUGGUAAUAUCGGUGAAUGUACAGAUAAAGCAUACGUGGAUAUCCAGCUAAGAAUUGCUUCCUUCUCGCAGAAAUGUGACCUUUAUCCAGGGGAGGAUUUUGUACAACCACCCACCAGGAUUUGCGCUGGCUGUCCCAUAUCUAUACCUGUCAACAGCCCAGAGCUGGAGGAGCCUCUGGAACAUUCCAUCGCAAAGCUUAAUGUAGAGAAUAAUGGAACCUUCUAUUUCAAGAUUGACACUGUGGAAAAAGCAACAGUGCAGGUGGUAGCUGGAAAAAAAUAUUCUAUUGUGUUCACGGCCAGGGAAACCACAUGUUCUAAGGAAAGUAAUGAAGAGUUGACGAAAAGUUGUGAGAUCAAUAAACAUAGUCUAAUUCUAAACUGUAAAGCUGAUGUUUACGUGGUACCUUGGGAGAAAAAAAUUUACCCUACUGUCAACUGUCAAUCACUUGGACAGACCACACUGAUGAAAAGGCCUCCAGGUUUUUCACCUUUCCGAUCAGUACCAGUGGAGAAAACUAAAGAAGGAACAAUCGUAAGUCCACCCCACACUUUCCUGGCACCUGUACAAGAUGAAGAGCGGGAUUCAGGAAAAGAACAAGGACCCACUCAUAGGCAUGGCUGGGGCCAUGGAAAGCAAAUAAAACAUGGCCUUGGCCAUGGCCAUAAACAUGAGCAUGACCAAGGCCAUGGACACCAAAAGGGUCAUGAUCUUGGCCAUAGGCACCAAAGGGGUCAUGGACAUCAAGGGGGACAUGGCCUAGCCCAUGGACAUAAGCAUGGCCAUGGCCACGGAAAACAUAAAAAUAGAGGAAAAAACAAUGGAAAGCACGAUGGUUGGAGAACAGAGUAUUUGGCAAAUUUUUAUGAAGAUAGUACUACCUCUUCUUCACAGGUACAAAAGAAGAUAGAAGGGCCAACACCCUUCCCUUCCCUAGCCCAGCCAAGUGUAGCCAAUACCUUUCCUAACUUACAGGACUCAGAUCUCGUUGCAACUGUGAUGCCUAAUAUACUACCACCUCCCACAGAGAGUGAUGAUGAUUGGAUCCCUGACAUCCAGAUAGAGCCAAAUAGCCUUGCAUUUAAACUGAUUCCAGAUUUUCCAGAAACAACUUCCCCCAAAUGUCCUGGACGCCCCUGGAAGCCAGUUAAUGGAGUGAAUCCAACUGUAGAAAUGAAAGAAUUUCAUGAUUUAAGUCUCUCUGAUGCUCUUUAUUAA